This is a messenger RNA of Bradysia coprophila, 1956 nucleotides long. RefSeq lists its product as uncharacterized. Gene Ontology annotation, biological process: regulation of transcription by RNA polymerase II. NCBI's taxonomy places the organism in Eukaryota, Metazoa, Arthropoda, Insecta, Diptera, Sciaridae. The record is from RefSeq and is a predicted model, not a curated record. Gene Ontology annotation, molecular function: DNA-binding transcription factor activity, RNA polymerase II-specific; zinc ion binding. Gene Ontology annotation, cellular component: nucleus.
AGAGUGGUUUCACGAUAGACGUUUUAAUCGCUGAAAGUGUUCCCUUCUUGCCGUGUUAUUUUGUUAUCAUUGUUUUUGUGAAAAAAUUUGUGUAUUGCAAAGGUCUGCCAAAGAAAUAAAUUCCACACACCGUAUUCUCCAUUUCGGUAGACUGUGUCACCCGAGCAUAAAUGCAAAUUUGGACAAAAUUAUCUUAGGAUGAGUGAAACAGUGGUUAAUAUUGAGAAAUGUCGAUGCUGUAUGACGGAAACAGAUGUAACUGAGCUACGGUCAAUAUUUAAGUUUGGCAAAAUAUGCGGUCAAAUAAAGAAACUGGCCGAUAUGCUAAAAUUUACCACCAAUCUGGAUGUAAGUUUGAAUGGAAAUGAACGUUGAUGUUUGAUGGUGAAUGAAAUUUUUUUACGGGCAAUUCAAAGUGGUCGUUCAUUGAUGGAUUACAAAACAAAAUGGUGAAUUGUGAAUUUCAAUGAAACACCAAAAAAACAUUCCGAACCAAAACGUUCACAAUGUUUGUUAUGAAACAUUGGGGGAAAACUGGAGUCGUUGCAUUACUUGAAUCAUUUGAAUUUAUGUCCGAAGAGGAUGGCCUACCCGCCCAUAUUUGUAACAAAUGUGUGGUACACGUUAGCAAAGCGUACGCUUUUAAACAACAGUGCGUCAAAUCGGACGAAGAAUUGCGCAAGGAACAGCUUACCUUAAUCGAACAUCAAGUGGACGACGUAUUUUACGUGAAAAACGACGAACCAUCCGAAGAACCUGCCGACGACGACGGCUAUACGUAUCACUUGGUGGAAGAAUACGAAGAUGAGGAACGCAUCGACGAAGAAGCUGAAUAUGGCGAAGACAAAAAUGUGCAGAUCAUACUGAAGGUGGAGCGACGCGACGACAUUAUCGAUGGACAGAGUGGUGGUGCUGUGGAACAGUAUAACAUUGAGAUGAGCGAGGUGGAAGAACCGUCGGUUGUGUGCGCUAACGAUCAGGACAUGGUACAGGAUGAGGUGUUCGAAUGUGAAGUUGAAAAUGACGGGAGUAGUCAGACUGAAAAGGUUGAAAGCGACGAGGAUUUGGAUGUUAUACCAAAAAUGGUUUUCCGGAAAUACAACAAACGGAACAAAAAAGUGCUCGAUCCACCGUUUGUGUGCCAAGUGUGUUCGAAGGUGUUGAGCAACUACAGCUCAUUCAAAUAUCACAUGCAAUUGCAUUCGGAUAAGAAGCCCUUCCUGUGCGCAGACUGUGGCGAAUCGUUUAAGACUAGAAAUGCGUACGACGGCCACAUAAUAACACACAACGAAGACGCAAUGCACAAAUGCCAUAUAUGCGAUAAGGCCUAUCGCCAGGCAGCGAGUCUCCGGUGUCAUAUGUUGUCACAUACAGGCGAGAAACCGUUUGUGUGCAACAUUUGUGGCAAGGGCAUGACUCAGAAGAGUGGUUACAAGAAACAUAUGUUAAUCCAUAGUGGCGAGAAGCCUCACCGCUGUGACCACUGCGGCAAAGAUUUCCGGUACUCCAGCAAUCUGAUCAUACACAAACGGUCGCAUAUCGGCGAUAAAAAGCACAAAUGCGAUGUUUGCGAGAAGAAAUUUGUGGGCAUUGAGCAAUUGAAGCGCCAUGCUCUGAUACAUACUGGUAAGAAACCGUUUUGCUGUGAUAUCUGCAACAAGUGCUUCAACAGAAAGAGUUCUUUGCAAGCUCAUCAAAACACACAUUCGAGCGACAGAAAGAAACCGGUUCCAGUUGCGAAAAUCAGCAAAGAGGAUGAUGAGCACAUCUUUGGAACGUAAUAAAACAACGUUUAGGUUGGCCUGCUGCAUUUACAAGUCACGGGAAAGUUUGGUUUCAAUUUUUUCCACUCACGAUACUGGAACUUUACGGACGGGAGAUGAUUAACGGAGUUUCGUAGAUUAUUUUGUAUUAUACACAUUGCCGGAGGUUUCCAUUACAAGUUCUGUUACAAGA